AUUCACCGUGGCCGCACGUCCGUCGCCGUCGAGUUUGUUUUGUUGGCAUUUGUAAUAUAAUUGUAUAAUAUUAUUAUUGUACUUGCAUGUGCGCGACCGUCCGGAAGUGUAAACGAAAACAUCCGAAUCGAACAAUUCGAGUGAAAAAGCUAUCUAUGCCGCGUUGAUGGCAGGUCGCGUCGUCCGUGUCAGUGCGGCGGUGGUGGCGAUCAGUCGAGUGUGAGAGAGGUAUUUUUUUUUAGUUCUUCCGCCCGACCAGUGUUUUUUCGGCGCUUUGCACACCAGUGGCCGGACACCAAGACGACAUGGCGUUCUUCUUUUGCGCUUCCGGUAACGCUACGGAGCUGAUGACCCAAGGAGCGGCGUUCAAAAUGCAAACCGACCAAAUGGGCCCUAUUCUCCAAGCGACUGAUCCCAACAGCAACCACAACUGUAGCGUCGCCAUCAACGGUGCCGGCACGACAGCGACGGCCACCGGGUUCGAGAUGUAUUCGUACUUUGCGAGCACGGCCACCGCUGGCGGCGGCACGGGCAACAACAUUGGCACCAUCACGGUGGCUCCCUCGUGCGGCGGCAACGUGCAGUCCAUAGCGCAAGCGCACUUUACCGGCAUCCAGCCUGCUGCACACCACCUCCAUCACCAUCACCACCACCAGCAGCAGCAGCAGCAGCAACAGCAGCAGCAGCAACAACAACAACAGCGACAGCAGCAGCAGCAGCAGUCAGUCUCCACGGCCAUCAAUUGUUCUGUUGUCCGUGCGAUCGCUGCCGCCACCGCCGUCGCAACCGCACCGUCGUCCAUGGCGUCCGCCUCGGCCGUGCAAUCGACCGCCGCCGUCUCAGCAUCGGCCGGCAAAAUAAAAGAAAUGCCGAAGUUGGUGAAACUCGCUCCAAACGGAAUGCCCGAAAAGUCGGCCUUACAUCAAGAAUCUAAAAAACGUAAAAAACCUAUCGGCAAAAGUACCUCCAUGGCCACCAGCAAACCAUUGACUAUAGUGGCUCCAACGCCAAUAAUGACUAGCAAAAACGAGGAUGCGGCCAACUCGACCAAGUACACGUACACCACGCAGCAAAUCGCCCCGUCUUCGACGUCCAAGAAAAAAGACUCUACCAACGUGCAGGGCAGUCAAACGACAACGGCCAUCAAAACCGGUGUCAGCGGAAGUAGCAUCCCGGUGGGCAUUGCUGUAGCCAGACAGAGGUUCACCCAGAGUUCGUCGAGCAGCAGCAGCAGCAGCACCAGCACCACCACCACCACCGAAGUUCAACAGAGGCAAAGGGAGGCGACCACCUCGACUGUAUCCGUGCCCGACGUGGUCGCCCAGUCUCCAGUGCAAACCAUGGUGCUAUCUUAUAACGACUGUUCGAUGGCCACUGCCGCCGCCACGACCACGUUAAACAGAUGGCCUACGUCCGGUGGCUGUGGUAUUCCCCAGAACACCAUCGGUAGCCAAUGGAGCUAUCAAAACACCACGUUAAGAGCGCCUUCUCUGGAACAGCAACCCAUUCAGCCGGUAGGCAAUUAUCAGUUGGUUCAGGACCAGACUUCUGGACAAUUUUUCCUGUUGCCCCAAAAUUCCAUUACUGGCGUGAUGACGAUGCCGUUUGAUUACUGCAAGCCGGACGCUCAGGGUCAGGCCAACCAGGGUUACACUCUCAUCCAACAACCCCCACAGCAAAUGACCACCAUUUCGCCGAUCAUAAAUCAUCCGCAGUACACUUCCAUAGCCAGCGCAGGUUCGUAUCUGAUCCAACAAGUGGGUUCUUCUACCCCACCGGCUCUGAUCAACAACGGCCACCACCAUCAUCAUCCUCAGAUGGUGGACAACUCCGGCCACCAGCAGCCGUUGAUCCAGUUGACGUCGCCUGAAAAUCAAAUGAUCAUUUUCAACCAACAGCAGUCGGCCAUUGUCGCCCAACCGUUGGUCAGUCACAUACAGUCGCCGCACUCGGGGCUGACCAUAGCGCAAAUGCAGACGGCCGGCUGUCAGAGUCAAAUCAACGACAUACAGACCGUGUCCGAAUCGGUGACCGUCCAGACGAAACUGGUCCAACAGUCCAUAACCGAGAAGAGCACCAUUUCGAGUCAUCACACCGAGAAGAACUUAUCCAUCUCGUUGGAUUACUGCAACACGACGGUUAGUGAACCCGAAACGGAACCAAAACAGGACUACGUUGUCUCCACCGAAUCAAUCCAAGACCCUAACGCCAUCAUCGUAUCUCAAGAUGCUAGCAAUCAAACAGACUUGUUGAAUGAAGACGAAUUGUGUCACUCCGUGGUGGAAGACGCCAACAAACCGACCAAUGAGUACAUAGAGACCGCGCAGUACUGUAACGAGGAUGGACGUUUCAUAAGCAAUGGCGCCACUCAGACUGGCUCGGUGCUGUUGUCGAUAACUGAAAAUGCUUGUACGCCGGACAUUACCGGACUGGAGUUGUUGUUGAACAGCAUUGAGCAGUUUGAAAAACGCAACUCGGCUGAACGGGAACAACAGGAAGAAUUGCACAAAGAAGAGCAAAUGAAAAUUAAAAGGGCCGAAGAAAAUAGUAGCAGUAGUAAUAGUUUUGGUGCUGUCGAAGAAGUGGAAGAAAAAGGUGUGAACAAAAUCGACUUACUGUUGUUGGCAGAACAGUUUUUAGCAACUGAAAAGUCUAACGAUACGGCCAUCCAGAAGUCAAUUGCCGUUCCCAAAACGUAUUCCAAUUACAAGAAGACAGCCGUAAAAUUACAAAAUCGUCAAAGUGAUGGAUCUGCUGAUGAAAGCAACGAAGCGGUUACUAAAACGGUACCAAUAAAAGAAUCGCCAUCGGUCGUUCCCGAUACACUCAGGUCAAAAGAAACACCAUUGAAAGACUGCUCUAAAUCGGAAAAAGUUAAGACAACAAGUGUUAACAGCUCUGUAAAAGCAGUCAAGAGAAAGUUGUCCGAUUCGAGUGUGGCCACGACGGGAGUUAUUAAACGAGGUCCCGGUCGUCCAAAAAAAAUACACAAAGAAGAUGAGACCAAUGUCAAAGGAAAAGGCUUAAAGUUGAAUUGUAGUACAAGGAUCAACAAAAAAAUCUCCAGUUCCUCUUCGUCUGAUCUCUCGCCUCCUGUUUUGGAACCGUGUAGUCCGUUUUCUACUCGUAAAGAUUCUACUAAAACGCCACCCACUCUCUCUCCGAUCUCAUCGUCCGCCAAGUCAUCGGAUGCCAUGAAGUCAUCCGAUGAUGACAAGUCUGUUGGCAGAAAACGGUCUACGUCUUCAGCUUUGACAAGUGAAGACGACUUUAGGCCUCCUUUGAAGAAACGUAAAGUGGGGCGUCCACGGAAAAACGCCGUUAAUCCAUUUGAAGAAGUCAUCAAGCAACUUUUGACAAACAAUCAAAAUAAUAAGGAAAAGCAAGUUCCUCUGACAUCUGGUUUAUUGAGCAGUGUUGCUUCAAUCAAAGCUAAUAAAGCAGAAACGUCUUCUGGUAGUCAAUACAAAAUCAAACCUAAAUUAAAGGCCGAAGUGAAGAUUAAACACUGGGAUGUCGAAGAUGACGACGACGAAAUUCAGGAACCUGUAGACAUACUGGCCACACCAGAAUAUGUGUGUAAGAAACGUCAAAUGGCAGAUUCUUUACACAGAAUUCCUCCUCCGUACGUGGCUGCGAAACCAGCAGUUAUCCCAAAGAAAAGGAAGUUUUCUAGCGCGUCGUUUGAAAGCAUCGACGAAUUAAACGAACUGCCGACAACACCAGAAAAAGUAGCCACUGAUCGUUUUCCCGUGAGAAGCGAAAGCCCCGAAUCGGAAAUUUCUCCCGAACGUACGACCGAUGAACGGGACAGUUCUACAACGGUCGAUCUCGCUGAACGACAGUGCACACCCGUCAGUCCGAGUCGACCGAAUGUAGAAACGGCUACCGCCGAUGGCGAUUAUGAGAGGAAAAGACUGAAGAAGAAACACAAACACAGGAAACACAAGCACAGUCACGACGAAUCGAAGACAAAGCACAAACAUAAACACCACAAAAAACACCACAAGAAGCAUAAGCGCCGCCGUGACUCCGAAGUCAAUUUGUCUGUAUCAGACCCGCCGUCGUUGUCGCCGCAAACCGCUGUCAUUGAAAUAUUGUCAUCGAUGGACGAUGAAGACGACGACGACGUUAAGUCUAAAGAGGAGAAUGAGCCCAGCGAAGUAGACAGUGGAGACAUUCCGACAUUUUUGUCCGACCAACAAAUCUGGAAGUGGUCGGGCGAUAGUUACAAGCGACCAGGACGCGGUGGCAACAAGAAGACCUAUUACAAAUCGAUCACCAGAGGGGACGACACCAUAAAAAUCGGCGACUGCGCUGUGUUUCUAUCUUCUGGACAACCCGACCGACCGUUCAUCGGCAAAGUGGAUUGUAUGUGGGAAACCAAUUUGGAGAAAAUGCAAGUCAAAGUUUUCUGGUUUUAUCAUCCCGAAGAGACCGCCAGCGGUUUCACCGGAGAACUGCCCUAUCCGGGCGCGUUGUUCAAAUCUCCACAUAACGACAUCAACGACGUGCAAAGCAUUAUGAACGCGUGUCAAGUUGUUCCGUUUGACGAUUUCAAAGCUAUCGUCGAAAAAGAACCCGAACGACUCGAAGCCAUUUACGAAAACAACGAUUUGUUCUAUUUAGCCGGCGACUAUGAACCCGUCAUGAAAAUGAUCAAGUUCUGUGACGGAGUGAUGACAUCAAAAUAACUUAUCAUCGCUUACAUCUAUUUAUAUUUGUAUUUAUACUGUUCAGUUAGUUUUUGCUCUUGUUUAUUUAUUGACACAAUUAUUUUUUAUGUAUCCAUUAUUUAGGUUUUUUAUUUAAACCUGUUUGUUACCUGUUUAAAACUAUUUAGAACUCGUAUCCUGUUCAGAAAUAGUUUUUUAUUAUUAUUAUUAUUAUUUUUUUUUAUUAUUAUUAUUUUCAUGUUUAGUCUUUUAUGUUAUAAUUAUUUGACCCUUUAAAAAUAAAAGUCGUAGAUGUACGUAUUAUCAUUGAAUUUGUGGGAUUUUAUUUUUGCGUAACAAAAAAAAAAAAUUAAUCCUCAAACAUCAUUUUUUAUGAUACAAUUAUUGUGUUGUUAGUAAAAAAAGUCUUGCUUGAGGACAAGUUUCAUUUUGAAAGGACUUGGUAUUGAAGGUGUGUGAGACUGUUAGAUAUGCGGUUUUCCUACUAAGAGGAUUAGCAUUUUUAGUAGUUAUAGAUAGAGGUUUAGUGUGUGUGCAAUGUAAACUCAUCCAAUCAAUAAAGCAUAUAUGUAUGAUAAUCACUCAAAUACUCAUUUAGCGUUAGAAUACUAAAAUUUUAUUUGAUUAUUUAAUCCAGGAAGUAAAAAAUUGAAUUUAAGUGUUAAUUUGUUUCAAAAGAUACAGCUGUCAGAUUAAAUAUGUUUUAAUUAGGUGUCCAAGUAAUUCAUAUUUCAUAUACUCAUUACUCAUAAGAAAAAUUACUUAAUAUUGUCAAAU
Molecule: messenger RNA, 5453 nt
Organism: Adelges cooleyi (spruce gall adelgid)
Lineage: Eukaryota; Metazoa; Arthropoda; Insecta; Hemiptera; Adelgidae
Gene: wge
Product: mucin-5AC
Exons: 19
Coding region: 306-4694 (1462 amino acids)
Molecular function (GO): DNA binding; chromatin binding
Source: RefSeq, a predicted model, not a curated record